CUUCCCGCGUGGUUGGAAGCCUGGGCAGGGCGCUUGCGCCUCCCUCUCUCUCCUCCGCCCCCCUUCGCCCUACUUCUCCUCCCUUUUUCCUCCUCCUGUGGCUGCUGCUGCAGCCAGACCUCGCCAGUUCAGACCUACCAGGCUGCCCUCCCCUACGCACUCCUUCGCUGCCCGGGCAGGAAAGUUGCGCGGCGCCCCCGCAGAGAAUCACGAUGUUGCAAACACUUUUCCUAUCUAUGCUGACUCUGGCGCUGGUCAAGUCACAGUACACCGAGGAAACCAUCACAUACACGCAAUGCACCGAUGGAUAUGAAUGGGACCCCAUAAGACAGCAGUGUAAAGAUAUUGAUGAAUGUGACAUUGUCCCAGAUGCUUGCAAAGGUGGAAUGAAAUGUGUCAACCACUAUGGAGGAUAUCUCUGCCUUCCUAAAACAGCCCAAAUUAUUGUCAAUAAUGAGCAUCCUCAGCAAGAAACACCAGCUGCAGAAGCUUCGUCAGGUGCCACCACUGGGACUGUAGCUGCUAGGAGCAUGGCAACCAGUGGUGUGGUGCCUGGGGGUGGCUUCAUAGCCAGUGCUACUGCAGUUGCUGGCCCUGAAGUUCAAACUGGCCGAAAUAACUUUGUCAUCCGAAGAAACCCAGCUGACCCUCAGCGCAUCCCUUCCAACCCUUCUCACCGGAUCCAGUGUGCAGCAGGCUAUGAACAGAGUGAGCAUAAUGUGUGCCAAGAUAUUGAUGAGUGCACCUCAGGGACCCACAAUUGUAGAGCAGACCAAGUGUGCAUCAAUUUACGAGGUUCCUUCACAUGUCAGUGUCUUCCUGGGUAUCAGAAGCGAGGUGAACAGUGUGUGGAUAUAGAUGAAUGCACAGUGCCUCCAUAUUGCCACCAAAGAUGUGUUAACACACCUGGUUCCUUCUACUGCCAGUGCAGUCCAGGGUUUCAGCUGGCAGCAAACAACUACACUUGUGUGGAUAUAAAUGAAUGUGAUGCCAGCAAUCAGUGUGCUCAGCAAUGCUACAAUAUUCUUGGCUCAUUCAUCUGCCAGUGUAAUCAAGGAUAUGAACUAAGCAGUGACAGACUCAACUGUGAAGACAUCGACGAAUGCAGAACCUCAAGCUACCUAUGCCAAUAUCAAUGUGUCAAUGAACCUGGGAAGUUCUCGUGUAUGUGCCCGCAGGGUUACCAAGUGGUGCGCAGCAGAACCUGUCAGGAUAUAAAUGAAUGUGAGACCACCAAUGAAUGCCGAGAAGAUGAGAUGUGCUGGAAUUACCAUGGGGGCUUCCGCUGUUACCCACGAAACCCAUGUCAAGAUCCCUAUGUUCUAACAUCAGAAAACCGAUGUGUUUGCCCAGUCUCAAACACUAUGUGCCGGGAGCUGCCCCAGUCUAUUGUCUACAAAUACAUGAGCAUCCGAUCUGACAGGUCCGUGCCUUCAGACAUCUUCCAGAUACAGGCAACAACGAUUUAUGCAAACACCAUUAAUACUUUUCGGAUUAAAUCUGGAAAUGAAAAUGGAGAGUUCUACCUACGACAAACAAGCCCUGUGAGUGCAAUGCUGGUGCUUGUGAAGUCUCUAUCGGGACCAAGAGAAUACAUCGUGGACCUGGAGAUGAUGACAGUCAAUAGUAUAGGAACCUUCCGCACAAGCUCUGUGUUAAGAUUGACAAUAAUAGUGGGGCCAUUUUCAUUUUAGCCUUUUACUCAUAUAAAGCCUACCACAAGCAUUUAAAUCAGCCAAACAAUAUCAUUACCUUAAAACUCUAUUUUAUUUAUAGCUAUAUCUAGUACAUGUAUAUUCAAACAGCUAGACUAUGGUAAGAAGUGGGCAUUUAAUCCAUGAGUCUGUGUUUAUCGUUAUCACUGUGUGUAAAUUAGACAUUUAUCCAACAUUAAGAGAGCUAAUCGUAUAUUAUCUAGUGAAACUUGGAUUCUUUCCUGCAAAAUGGGACCAAGCAAGGAUACUGUUCUGUGUUGUAUAGAGUAAUAUACACCUCCACAGACCAUCCCGUGAGAAUUGGCCAUCUUAGCAUGAAGAUCAAGAAGGAGGGUUUUUUUAACUGCUUUGUAAGAAAAUGGAAAAAAGUCAAUAAAGAUAUAUUUCUUUAGAAAAUGAGAA
Mus caroli (Ryukyu mouse) is the source of this 2117-nucleotide messenger RNA. It is a transcript of the gene Efemp1, whose product is annotated as EGF-like fibulin extracellular matrix protein 1. Gene Ontology annotation, molecular function: calcium ion binding. NCBI's taxonomy places the organism in Eukaryota, Metazoa, Chordata, Mammalia, Rodentia, Muridae. The record is from RefSeq and is a predicted model, not a curated record.